AUGAAUGAAACAAGUGAACCAAAUGGCAUUGGCGCGCUUACUUUUACUCCUUUCUUUUCGGCCAACAUUAUACUUGCUGUCCUCUUCGCUAUACUUCUAUCUGUACAUAUGGCACUGACGGUUCGGUAUUGGCGCUAUUACGGUUACGCCUUCGGUAUGCUUAGUGGCCUGCUCUUGGAGCUUCUGGGAUGUAUUGCCAAAGUCCAACUUUCACAUAAUCGAGCAGAUAGAAGUUCAUAUAUCAUGUACAUCAUUGGCCUCACGCUUGGACCUACGUUUCUUUCGUCUUCCCUAUAUCUCAGCAUCUCUACACUCCAGCGACAACAUGAAGCAUUCAAGUUGAAAUCAACCAGCCCUCGUACUUUCUCUAUCCUUUUUAUUCUUGGAGAUUUCAUGUGUCUUUGCUUUAUUGGGGUAGGCGGCUCUCUUGCCGCUAUUUAUGCAUCGAACCCAAUAGGCGUUGACCUGAUGAUUGCGGGAUUAGCCAGCCAGGUGGUUUGGACGAUGAUAUUUUGUAUUCUUCUCGCAGUCAUAUAUUUCAAAGCCAGGCAUAUGACUGUUGGAAAUAUGAAUUACUUCAUACUUGGUACAACAGUAGCAGCCGCUUGCCUUUUUAUUCGCUCAUGUUGGCGGGUCGCUGAACUCAGUGGUGGCUUUAAUGGUCCUCUGGCCUCAAAAGAAGGGGUUUUCGUUGCUCUAGAUAGUGUUCCGAUUAUCCUCAUGUCAGCUAUGCUCACCAUGCUUCACCCAGAACUUUGGUUUAGUGGUGAUAGUGCUCAAGUGGUAAAAGCUGAGCAUGACUUGCGUCCUUUCACGGAGGACCAG
Penicillium crustosum is the source of this 825-nucleotide messenger RNA. RefSeq lists its product as uncharacterized. Gene Ontology annotation, cellular component: fungal-type vacuole; plasma membrane. The record is from RefSeq and is a predicted model, not a curated record. The transcript is spliced from 3 exons. The annotation marks the transcript as partial. NCBI's taxonomy places the organism in Eukaryota, Fungi, Ascomycota, Eurotiomycetes, Eurotiales, Aspergillaceae.